AUGUUUGUUCUCUUCGCUGGGUCGGUGCUAGCUGUAAAGAGGCUGAUGAAGGAGGCAGCUGAACUGAGGGACCCCACAGAGCACUACCACGCCCAGCCACUGGAGGUGAGUCACACCUGGGACACCCAAACUCACUUGGGCUCAUCAUCAGCACAACAAACAUCCCAGUUCUCCUCAUUAUCAACAUAGUGUUUUUGUCAUGGGUGUGUACUUCCCUAUGUUUCUUACAAGUCAACAAACAACCCCACACAAAACCCAUAGAGAAGGAUGUUCUCUAGCUAGCUGGGCCAAUCAUUGAAAUGUGUUCAUUUGACUGACUUGUUGUGUACCCGCAGGAUAAUCUGUUUGAGUGGCACUUCUCUGUCCGCGGGCCCCCUGACUCGGAUUUUGACGGUGGGGUUUACCACGGCAGGAUCGUGCUGCCCCCGGAGUACCCCAUGAAGCCCCCCAGCAUCAUUCUACUCACAGUAAGCAACCAAAACACACACACACUUAUGACGAUAUCCCCCUCUCUCGAUCAAUCACAGCCAAUUAUGUGUUAGUUGAAGUAACGACGAAAGGCAGCUAAUCAAAUGAUCAAGGCUGGAAGAUGGACAGCUAUAGACAUCUUGCCAUAACCAACAGCCACAUCUGGUUACAUCACACCGAGCCACUACUGUCAGAACAAAGACCUGGCUGUCUUUGCACUGUCAUUGCACUCACUAACUGUAAGUCGCUCUGGAUAAGAGUGUCUGCUAAAAAUGACUAAAAUGUCCCUGUCACAGAGGAUUUGAAUGGUUCUGUGGUAAAGAAGAGGGGAUGUGUUUUUCAUGCACCAAUAAUAACCUGAAGAACCAAUGACGGGCUCAUAAAAGCCAGUGGAUCAGAAAGGUUGUUAGUCUUUUUUUAUGUCCAGUCUUUGAAGGCACUCUUUCUUUCUCUUAAAAUCCCUCCCAUCAACCACCCCCAGCCUCCCUCCACCCUGCCCCUCUGUAUGUUUUACACUCUCCUUGUUGCUUGUUCAGCCUGGUUGUCAUAGACAGCGAUAUGGUAAUCAAGAUCUUAUCAUACAAAUCCUAUAAAUCACUACUCUAUAUUAUAUAUGUGUUCUAUAUGUAAUUCUAUGUUAAUGCUUCUUUUUCAGCCCAAUGGGAGAUUCGAGGUGGGGAAGAAGAUCUGUCUGAGCAUCUCCGGCCACCACCCAGAGACAUGGCAGCCAUCUUGGAGCAGUAGGUAUCCCUGUGUAGCAGGUGUCACUGCCUGCUUAACAGUAUAGCUUCCUUCCUCACUGGUACUCGAUUUCGGAUCCUCUGCCUCGCAAACACACGUGACUGCCCGCUUGAUAACAUCUUAGCCAACAACGCUACCGAAAUUCUAGCAGUUCGGUAGUGCGAGUAGAGAAAUUUCAAGCAUGAGAGUCAGGUUACCAAUCCAACUCCGUUACACCUGCAGCUAUAGGCCCGAUAGCUAGGCCCUGUCUCCUCUAGCCUGGAGACCCACACACACCCAGCUCCCCACACACACCCGGCUCCCCACACAUUCCUUGUUCCCCUACUCCUCCAGCUGCUGCACUAAAACUUAGCCUAGCAUCCCCACUCACUUGCUCUCUGCCUGGAAGGGACCAACAGGAAGAAAUUACAGAUGAAAGGAAAACUCCACCCAAAAACUAUAUUUUGGUAUUUGUUUCAUUAGUCCAUUGUUGACAUAGUCCCAAAAUGUUUAGCUUGUCAGCAAUCAAGUUUUCAAGAUAUGUAACUUUCAAAAUACAGAAAUCAUAUUUUUUUGCAAAAUGCAUCAUACAGGGAUGAUUUCUGUAUUUUGAAAGUUACAUAUUUUUGAAAGCAAAACAUUUUGGGACUAUGUCAACAAUGGAUUAAUGAAACAAAUACCAGAAGAUAGUUUUUGGGUGGAGUUUUCCUUUAAGACUUCAUUAGAAUUUAAAUUAAGGCAGAUAUGCAAAUGUUUUUUUGCUCAACGUUGUUCUAGAUCAUUGGGCUUUUUCCCAGCAAUUUAAGGAGUCGAAACUGGAAGCGGCUGAAAAGAAGACUUCCUAGCAGAACAAAGUAAAUAAGAGAAAGUGUCACUGGAAAUAUAGAUUUGGCUCGCACAUCUUAUUCGCUCACAAAGAUCUGUGUUGGCAGCAGGCAAUACGCUACUUCCUUCGUACCUAAAGUCUGAUAUUUCCAUUCUUUUCUGGCCUGAUUUCAGUUACCACUGUUAAGCCAUUCUUUUUCUGAGUGUUCUCAUGUUACUCUCCGUACCAAAAGUAUGAAAAUGUUAUCAGAUAGAAUUCAAUGGGAGAAUAUAGAUAUGCCACGCUGCAUUUAUUUCUAUUACUUUAGGGGUAUUUUGGAUGAGCCAAAAAAAGCUUAGUCCAUAGUAAGGGUUUGGGAAUUAAUAACAUAAUGUAAUCAUGUGGACAAACCGGUUGUGACAGACAAACUCCCCCUUUUGCCCUGCAGGGUCACAUGGCAAGCCAAUGAGGCCAUGGCCCAGAGAUUGGACAUCCCCUGCUGGGUUUUUGGUGUCUCAGCUCUCCAGUACAAGUUCACUCGGAUGCAUUAACAGCUCACUGUGGUGGAAAAGCUGGAUAAUAAGUUCCAGUGGAAUCUCAAUGCCCAAAUACACUGAACAAAAAUAUAAACGCAACAUGUAACAAUUUCAAAGAUUUUACUGAAUUACAGUUCAUAUAAGGAAAUCAGUCAAUUGAAAUCAAAUCAUUAGACCCUAAUCUAUGGAUUUCUCAUGACUGGGAAUACAGAUAUGCAUCUGUUGGUCACAGAUACCUUAAAAAAAAAAAAAGGUUAGGGAAGUGGAUCAGAAAACCAGUCAAUAUCUGGUGUGACCACCAUUUGCCUCACGCAGCACGACACAUCUCCUUCGCAUAGAGUUGAUCAGGCUAUUGAUUGUGGCCUGUGGAAUGUUGUCCCACUCCUCUUCAAUGGCUGUGCCAAGUUGCUGGAUAUUGGUCGGAACUGGAACACGCUGUCGUACACGUCGAUCCAGAGCAUCCCAAACAUGCUCAAUGGGUGACACGUCUGGUGAGUAUGCAGGCCAUGGAAUUGUGUACAGAUCCUUGCGACAUGGGGCCGUGCAUUAUCAUGCUGAAACAUGAAGUGAUGGCGGUGGAUGAAUGGCACGACAAUGGGCUUCAGGAUCUCGUCACGGUAUCUCUGUGCAUUCAAAUUGCCAUUGAUAAAAUGCAAUUGUGUUCGUUGUCCGUAGCUUAUGCCUGCCCAUACCAUAACCACACCGUCUCCAUGGGGCACUCUGUUCACAACGUUGACAUCAGCAAUCCGCUCACCCACACGAUGCCAUUCAUGCUGUCUGCCAUCUGCCCAGUACAGUUGAAACCGGGAUUCAUCUGUGAGGAACACACUUCUCCUGCAUGCCAGUGGCCAUAGAAGGUGAGCAUUUGCCCACUGAAGUCGGUUAUGACGCCGAAUUGCAGUCAGGUCAAGACCCUGGUGAGGACGACAAGCACGCAGAUGAGCUUUUUGUGCGUAUGGAACGUUUCUGGGAUAUAUUUUUUUAGCUCAUGAAAUGUAACAAACACUUUAGAUGUUGCGUUUAUAUUUUUGUUCAGUAUAGCACCCUAUUCACUUUAUAGUGCCUCUAGGCCUCUGAUCAAAAGUAGAGCACUAUUAAGGGAAUAGGGUUCUUUUUGGGAUGCAACCAAUGUCACCGGAGGGCCAGCCACAUUGAUUCCUAGCUUAUGCUUGUUUUGCAGUACAUGAGCCUACGCUUACUGGUUUAAUAAUUUGUGGAGAGAGAAUUCACACUGAUAUCACCUUGAGAGCAUUCUUCAACUAAAUCAUUAUCUGUUGAAGCAGGCUUUCACUGGGUAGCAAGCCUCCUUAACCUCUCUCUCUUCUCUUUCCCUUCAGCUGUUUUCUCACUAGCUGUCCAUUUUCUGCCUCCCGUUAGCCUGCUGCUGAUGUUUAGACUUGAUUUCAUUGCUGCUUAUUAUAUCCCCCCAAAAAUGGUGAAAGUGUUGUAGUCUAUGCCCUUUCUAGACUUUUUAAAAAGUUUGUUCAUUCAAAUCAUCCAUGGAUUUUGAGCUGUUCAUCAAAUCAACAUCCAGGUGCUCUGAGGUUGAAUAGAGAAACCCCCCUGAAGCAGCCAUAUCAUUGAAAUGUGGAGAAGCUCUCUCUGUCUCCUGAACAUAUUGUUAUACAGUGGGGAAAAAAAGUAUUUAGUCAGCCACCAAUUGUGCAAGUUCUCCCACUUAAAAAGAUGAGAGGCCUGUAAUUUUCAUCAUAGGUACACGUCAACUAUGACAGACAAAUUGAGAAAAAAAUAUCCAGAAAACCCCAUUGUAGGAUUUUUUAUGAAUUUAUUUGCAAAUUAUGGUGGAAAAUAAGUAUUUGGUCACCUACAAACAAGCAAGAUUUCUGGCUCUCACAGACCUGUAACUUCUUCUUUAAGAGGCUCCUCUGUCCUCCACUCGUUACCUGUAUUAAUGGCACCUGUUUGAACUUGUUAUCAGUAUAAAAGACACCUGUCCACAACCUCAAACAGUCACACUCCAAACUCCACUAUGGCCAAGACCAAAGAGCUGUCAAAGGACACCAGAAACAAAAUUGUAGACCUGCACCAGGCUGGGAAGACUGAAUAUGCAAUAGGUAAGCAGCUUGGUUUGAAGAAAUCAAUUGUGGGAGCAAUUAUUAGGAAAUGGAAGACAUAAAAGACCACUGAUAAUCUCCCUCGAUCUGGGGCUCCACGCAAGAUCUCACCCUGUGGGGUCAAAAUGAUCACAAGAACGGUGAGCAAAAAUCCCAGAACCACACGGGGGGACCUAGUGAAUGACCUGCAGAGAGCUGGGACCAAAGUAACAAAGCCUACCAUCAGUAACACACUACGCCUCCAGGGACUCAAAUCCUGCAGUGCAAGACGUGUCCCCCUGCUUAAGCCAGUACAUGUCCAGGCCCGUCUGAAGUUUGCUAGAGUGCAUUUGGAUGAUCCAGAAGAGGAUUGGGAGAAUGUCAUAUUGUCAGAUGAAACCAAAAUAUAACUUUUUGGUAAAAACUCAACUCGUCGUGUUUGGAGGACAAAGAAUGCUGAGUUGCAUCCAAAGAACACCAUACCUACUGUGAAGCAUGGGGGUGGAAACAUCAUGCUUUGGGGCUGUUUUUCUGCAAAGGGACCAGGACGACUGAUCCGUGUAAAGGAAAGAAUGAAUGGGGCCAUGUAUCGUGAGAUUUUGAGUGAAAACCUCCUUCCAUCAGCAAGGGCAUUAAAGAUGAAACGUGGCUGGGUCUUUCAGCAUGACAAUGAUCCCAAACACACCGCCCGGGCAACGAAGGAGUGGCUUCGUAAGAAGCAUUUCAAGGUCCUGGAGUGGCCUAGCCAGUCUCCAGAUCUCAACCCCAUAGAAAAUCUUUGGAGGGAGUUGAAAGUCUGUGUUGCCCAGCGACAGCCCCAAAACAUCACUGCUCUAGAGGAGAUCUGCAUGUAGGAAUAGGCCAAAAUACCAGCAACAGUGUGUGAAAACCUUGUGAAGACUUACAGAAAACGUUUGACCUGUGUCAUUGCCAACAAAGGGUAUAUAACAAAGUAUUGAGAAACUUUUGUUAUUGACCAAAUACUUAUUUUCCACCAUAAUUUGCAAAUAAAUUCAUUCAAAAUCCUACAAUGUGAUUUUCUGGAUUUUUUUUUCUCAUUUUGUCUGUCAUAGUUGAUGUGUAUCUAUGAUGAAUAUUACAGGCCUCUCUCAUCUUUUUAAGUGGGAGAACUUGCACAAUUGGUGGCUGACUAAAUACUUUUUUUCCCCACUGUAAGUGUCCCAUCAUGUCAUCUGGAGAAUUAUAUUUGAGGAGUUGCAGUGGUGAAUGUCCUCAGAGAGGCUCUGUAAAUCUAGGCUUACACAGUAGAAAACAAAGCAUUCCUCCCACAACGCAUUACAUAACAUGGGCGGCUAACUUUACAGAAUGUGCUGUGGUAUUUCAUGUGAUUUAGUGACUCACUUUAUCCACUGCUGUUACGAGUUGACAGACAUAAGUUUUGUCUUUCAUAACUUUUUUGUUUCCCCCUUGUUUUUUUGUCUUUCAGUCAGAACGGCAUUAAUAGCUAUAAUCGGAUUCAUGCCAACCAAAGGAGAGGGUGCAAUCGGAUCUCUUGAUUAUACCCCAGAGGAGAGGAGAGCCCUUGCCAAAAAGUAAGAUUACAGAGAUUAAAGCUCUCCACUGUUUACUGUCUUUCCAGUGUAUUUACCCUGUGUGCACUAACGGAUAGAUGGAUUUAUGGAUGGAUGGUGCUGAUAACAAUGCUGUGAGAAGGGGGGGGACACAACAGUCUGGAGUGAUAUGUCUGUAUGCAUUUUGUUUCAAUGUGUGCCUAACCCUUACACGCAUCAUUACACAAUACACACAUUAGGCCUGUAUGUAUGUUGGAUACUGGUAUGGUAUCACGCACUAGCUUUACAUACAAUUAGAUGGACUAGCUGUACUUGCAGAACAUAUGGUUAUGGGCAGGCAUUUGUUCAACAAAGUUGGCAUAAAGCGAUGCUUAUGCACGCAUGUCAUGUAAUUAACACGUUGGCCACAGUGGAUGUGCCCUCUACAAAUAGCUAUGCUCAUUACAAGGGAAACCAAGGCACCAGCAUUGGACCUUAUGAGAUGGCAGCAUUAGCGCCUGAGGGAAAGGCUCUCUGGCUGCAACGUCUGGGCAUGUUGAUUCUCUUCUUCUCGCAUUGUUACGGGUCUCUCCCUCUGAAGAAACUCGCUCUGAGUUUGAGAUUGAUAAAAAAGAUCAAGGGGUCCAGCGACUGCAUCCCGAAUGGCACCCUAUUACCUUUAAAGGGCUCUGGUCAAAAGUAGUGCACUAUAAAGGGAAUCGGGUGCUAUUUGGACCGCAUCCCAGAUGACUGUCUGUUCUAUUAACAUAUCAGGACAGGGGUCUUUAACGACUGGCUGUUUAAUUAACACAUGAAGAUAAGAUGUGACACAGGAACAUAUCCCUGUCUAUAAAUACAUACAGUGCACAGCCUGCCUGCCUGCCUGUUUAUCUUCCGGGAUGAAAGAAAGGCCCGUUUCACAAAAGGCUGUCGUGUCUGCGGCUGAGACAGCAACUUCGCUUUGAUUCAGAUCUCCCGUCUUGGUUGUCUCCGUGCCCUGUGGUAAUUGUGAAAGCUGUCAGUCAACGUCAGGGCCAGGGGCACCCAGCAGGAAGCAGCGAAACAGAAUAAUAAUCCAUAGUUUUCAGAGUUGGCUCUGUUUCCUGACAGAAAAGUAAACUGCUAGAGAAGUGUCGUGGAAAUUCUUACACAGGGACACUUGAAGUCAAUCUUAAAUGAAUCAUUGUUUGUCAGUGCGCUGGAGAGUUCCAGCGCACUGACAAUAAACAAACCUCAUGCACCAUAGUGAACGUCUGUCAGGAGCUCUAACGGGGCAGUCCUGUUUAGUUCUCUUAUAUACUGCAGACUAGUCAUAUUUGCAUGAUUUAGCUUAUUCAUAAUUAAUUAAUCAUUAACGUUUGCUUCAUUCAUGUGACCGACCAAUACUGGGUCAUGCAUGUGACAGACCAAUACCUCACGAGGCUUCUUCUCUCUAAGCUGAGACCUUGAAACUGAGAUAUCCUUUCUCUAAACAAGGUUCUGGGCGUACUGCCAAAUUGCAGACACUAAUAGUGAGGAUUUGUUCAAUCAGUCACUUGCAUGAACAUAGAAAUUGCUAAAUAGAAAAUAAAUGUUUGUUUGUGCUAUCACAGAAGUUUUGCUGGCUGCCAGACUGCUGUAAUGACGAGCGUUAAUAACGCAGAAGUUGGAGGGGGAAAACAUUUCAGAUGGUUGUCUUUUUUGCCUAUUAAAGCAUGAUAUUGGUUGGGGGGAAUAUUACAUUGGAAGAACAGCAACUCUUGGGAUGUCAUGCUUAACUUCAUUGAUGGAAUUGUAUCUUUUAUAUUUAUAUUAUUGUAACUGUCAAUAUCGCUCUCCAAGCCACAGUUGAAUAUUUUCUUCACAAAAUGAGUUUAAAUCAUUGUACUCCUGAGUGGCGCAGUGGUCUAAGGCACUGCAUCGCAGUGCUAACUGUGCCACUAGAGAUCCUGGUUCGAAUCCAGGCUCUGUCGCAGCCGGCCGCGACCGGGAGACUCAUGGGCGGCGCACAAUUGGCCCAGCGUCGUCCAGGGUAGGGGAGGGAAUGGCCGGCAGGGAUGUAGCUCAGUUGAUAGAGCAUGGCGUUUGCAACGCCAGGGUUGUGGGUUCGAUUCCCACGGGGGGCCAGUAUAAAAAAAUAUGUAUUCACUAACUGUAAGUCGCUCUGGAUAAGAGCGUCUGCUAAAUGACUAAAAUGUAAAUGUAAAUGUAAAUCCAUAUGGCUUGUCAAAUUGCAUGAGUCAUCUUUGACAAACCAAAUCUCCAAGAAGUUUGUGUACGUUUAGUUCUAAAUUUGAUAUUGUUCUGCUUGGAGCUCCAGCAAACGACUCAGGGCUCUAUUUUAACAAACCUAAUAAUAAUAAUAUGCCAUUUAGCAGACGCUUUUAUCCAAAGCGACUUACAGUCAUGCAUGCAUACAUUUUUUGUGUAUGGGUGGUCCCGGGGAUCGAACCCACUACCCUGGCGUUACAAGCGCCGUGCUCUACCAGCUGAGCUACAGAGGACCACUAACGCAAUGGUACAUUUUAGUGCUGGUGGUAGCGUCAUUGGUUCGGUUCAGGGUGUGUCAGAAAUAUUUUCGUUAUUUUCACAACCGGCAUUAAGGUCGCGGUGGCAUGAAAGUGCUGGGUUUUGAUGAAUAAACAAGUUGUGGGUGUGUCGAAGCUUGGCCCCUCACUGGUCAAUCAGAACUUGCGCCAAGGCUAAAUAAUUGGUUGCUUCAAAUUGUUUAUUUAUGGUAUUUUAUGUAUUGCAUUGUCAUCAACUACAAAUCAAAUGUUAGUCUGUUAUAGCCUAGUUAUUUAAAUAGCCUGCCCCAUAUUUGCUAAAUAUGUUGAACAUGUUUUCAGUCCACAUUGUUAUAAUUGCAUUGCUUCAAUAUGAAAAUACAUUGUUAACGGAGAAUUUGAUGUAAAUGACAUGUUAUAGAAGGGUCCAGACACUUUUUCUUUAGCGAUUUCACUUGUUAUUGAGAAACAUUUUAAUUUCCUUGUCCUCGUUGUGCAGUAUGGGGGCUCUGAAAAAACAUAAAGAAAGCCUCCGAAAACGCCCAAAUACAUCCUUAUAGAUACGGAAAAGCUCUCAGUAUUGUGAUGCAGGUCUUUAGAUGUUGUACGCAUGAAAUUGUCAUUCCGAACUUAAUCCGCAACUUUAUAUUCCAUGGAUAAUAAGAAGAUUGUGGGAGCUGUUUUGUUAGACUGCUGCUGAAAAAACGUAAGUGUUAUGGCUUUACAUCCUCUGCCAUAUCGUGGAUAGAGAGCUACCUAUCUAACAAAACACAGAAGGUUUUCUUUAAUGGAAGACUUUCUAAUGUAAACCAGGUAGUGUGCUAUACCUCAAGGCAGCGCUCUUAGUCCUUCACUGUUUUCUAUUUGUGACCCAUUUCAAGAAGUUAGGCGUAUGUCGCAAGUCACUACUUCACAGGAGAGGCAUUUGAACGUUUUUCUUGUUCAGUUUCUUUAUGCGUUUUUGGGGCAGAAAUGCCUUUUGGAACAUGUGAACUUUCAUGUUCCUUAAUAACAAACGUGUAUGCAUUUAUAAAUAUGAAUUGUUAAAUUACAAGCCUAGUUGGUUUAGCCACAGAAAAAGACAGGAACUUUCCCGCUAGCCAUGAUUGGCUGAGAAUGCAUAGGCUGGACAUGACGAGAGAUGGGUUCGGAUUGUUCUGCCAUGUAGCACACUUCUGUCUACAACAUGAGCUGCUCAGUAUGUGUAGAUAAUCCUUGCUACCGCAGCUUUUUUGAAAGAUAUAACGUGACUUGAUACAACAACGGGUCAAACAAGCUGUAGCUAGCUACUAACCAAACUGAAAAGACACGCUACCGUGAAGCAUUCAUCCAUGUAUAUGGGUAAGAGUCUAGCUACAUUUUCAGAUAUAAUACAUUUCUAAUUUUGUCAGUCAUUUUUAUUGCAAGUUAAAGCAUACUGUUAGCUAGCUAGCGAACAUUAGCUUGCUGGCUUGCUAUUUAACGUUACGCGUAUGAUCUGAUAUUAUUUGUAUCUCAGAAAUCCAUUUGCAUUGCUAGUUAUAGCCUAAUGUUAGCUAGCUAGCUAACAUUGAACCUAGUUGGUUAGCUUUAGCUACCUGCCGAUUCAUACUCCAGCAUUUCAUGCAUAGUGGCUAGCUAUGACAAUCCAUUUGUACUGUAGCUAUGGGUUUGGAUUAUGGUUCAUUGUUUAGCUAGCUUGCUACAUGUCUAAACAAAAGACUCCACUUCGCAAGAGAAUGAGUACAUGACCCAUCAAGUUACCGAGGUGUGUCUGGGGGGGAUUACGGCUAUCUAUUGUAUUUCAUAAAUGUGUACAUGUCUAGACAAUAGUGACCCAUCCACUUAGCUAGAUGUGGCUGGGGGUGGUUAUAGCAUUUAUUCCACAUGACACAUCAAUUUAGACAAGUGUUUGGGUAAGCGUCAUCCAAUAAUGAUAAAAUAUUUAUAACUGGACACUUUCAAAGUCAGAUUAGGAUAUAGGCCAAGGACUAGAUAGUGUAUUUUUACCUGGAGUUUUUCCUUAUUGUAAAGAGAUGAGUGGGGCUAAGGCUUAAGAGCAGCUUGGUGAGAAGGUGACAACAGUUGGUGCGAUUAUUCGCAAAUGGAAGAAACACAAAAUAACUGUCAAUCUCCUUCGGACUGGGGCUCCAUGCAAGAUCUCACCUCGUGGAGUUGCAAUGAUCAUGAGAACGGUGAGGAAUCUUGUCAAUGAUCUCAAGGCAGCUGGGACCAUAGUCACCAAGAAAACAAUUGGUAACACACUACGCCCGCAAGGUCCGCCUGCUCAAGAAAGAACAUAUACAGGGCCGUCUGAAGUUUGCCAAUGAACAUCUGAAUGAUUCAGAGGAGAACUGGGUGAAAGUGUUGUGGUCAGAUGAGACCAGAAUCGAGCUUUUUGGUAUCAACUCAACUCGCCGUGUUUGGAGGAGGAGGAGGAAUGCUGCCUAUGACCCCAAGAACACCAUCCCCACCGUCAAACAUGGAGGUGGAAACAUUAUGCUUUGGGGGUGUUUUUCUGCUAAGGGGACAGGACAACUUCACCGCAUCAAAGGGGCGAUGGACGGGGCCAUGUAUCGUCAAAUCUUGGGUGAGAACCUCCUUCCCUCAGCCAGGGCAUUGAAAAUGGGUCGUGGAUGGGUAUUCCAGCAUGACAAUGACCCAAAAGACACGGCCAAGGCAACAAAGGAGUGGCUCAAGAAGAAGCACAUUAAGGUCCAGGAGUGGCCUAGCCACUCCCCAGACCUUAAUCCCAUAGAUAAUCUGUGGAGGGAGCUGAAGGUUCGAGUUGCCAAACGUCAGCCUCAAAACCUUAAUGACUUGGAGAAGAUCUGCAAAGAGGAGUGGGACAAAAUCCCUCCUGAGAUGUGUGCAAACCUGGUGGCCAACUACAAGAAAUGUCUGACCUCUGUGAUUGCCAACAAGGGUUUUGCAAUGAAGUACUAAGUCAUGUUUUCCAGAGGGGUCAAAUACUUAUUUCCCUCAUUAAAAUGCAAAUCAAUUUAUAACAUUUUUGUCUCUCACUGAUCAAAUAAACCUACCAUUAAAAUUAUAGACUGAUCAUGUCUUUGUCAGUGGGCAAACGUACAUAAUCAGCAGGGGAUUAAAUACUUUUUUUUCCCCCUCACUGUAUUUGUCGUCUUGCUCAGUUGUGCACCGGGGCCUCCCACUCCUCUUUAUAUAUUUUGGUUAGAGCCAGUUUGCGCUGUUCUGUGAAGGGAGUAGUACACAGCGUUGUACGGGAUCUUCAGUUUCUUGGCAAUUUCUCGCAUGGAAUAGCCUUCAUUUCUCAGAACAAGAAUAGACUGACGAGUUUCAGAAGAAAGUUAUUUGUUUCUGGCCAUUUUGAGCCUGUAAUCGAACCCACAAUUGCUGAUGCUCCAGAUACUCAACUAGUCUCAAGAAGGCCAGUUUUAUUGCUUCUUUAAUAAGCGCAACAGUUUUCAGCUGUGCUAACAUAAUUGCAAAAGUGUUUUCUAAUGAUCAAUUAGCCUUUUAAAAUGAUAAACUUGGAUUAGCAAACACAACGUGCCAUUGGAACACAGGACUGAUGUUUGCUGAUAAUGGGCCUCUGUACGCCUAUGUAGAUAUUCCAUUAAAAACCAGCCGUUUCCAGCUACAAUAGCCAUUUACAACACUAACAAUGUCUACACUGUAUUUUAAUGGACAAAAAAAAAAGGCUUUUCUUUCGAAAAAAAUGACAUUUCAAAGUGACCCCAAACUGGUCAGGUGCUCCAAAGAAGGACAUAGGCAAAUUAUAGUUUGCCCAGAGCAGAACGGCUGGCCCUUAAAUGUACACUGAGGGAUAAUAUCAAGAACAUGCAUGUCAAUCUCUCCUGGCUCAAAGUAAAAGUAGAGGAGAUAGACUGCAUCACUACUUGUCUUUGUGCAAGAUAUUGACGUGUUGAAAUCACGUCAAUAGACAUACACACACACACACACACACACACACACGUUGCAAUAUUGUACAUAUUAUGAAUUAUAUUAAUAUUGUACAUUAGGAAUAUUGGAGCAAUGUAAAUGUGUAUAAUGCACAAUGUCUUGUAUGAUGUAUUGUUUUAUUUAUGAUGUAGACUGUUGUUUUAUUAUGAUGUAUUGUUUUAUUUAUGAUGUAGACUUUUGUUUAAUAUGAUGUAUUGUUUUAUUUAUGAUGUAGACUUUUGUUUUAUUAUGAUGUAUUGUUUUAUUUAUUAUGUAGACUUUUGUUUUAUUAUGAUGUAUUGUUUUAUUCCUGUUUGGACCCCAGGAAGAGUAGCUGCUGCCUGGGCAGCAGGUAAUGGGGAUCCUAGUAAAUACAGUACUAAAUACUAAAUGUACACAAAUCCAGGCCCUCUUUUGCUUAGAGGACUGUUAGGGGUGAAUUAUUUCCCCUCAUUUAUAUACUGAGUUUAUAUAUUGAGUCACAUGUUCUCUACCCAGCUUGUCAGAUUAAUCCAUUUGGCUCCUGGAAAACCAAGAAAAUUCGAUGUAAACCCUUUUGUCCAUAACUCACACUCUCUCUCGCUGACCCUCUGACAGAUCCCAGGACUUCUGCUGUGAGACCUGUGGCUGCUCCAUGCACUUAGCCCUCCUGGCUCCCUCCCCUACAAACCCCAGCCCAGAGGACCAAGAGGACCAAGCGCUCGCCCAGCAGAUCAACUUCAAGGUACAACUGCCUACCAGCCACAAUCCUACCCCAGGCACGAUGUGGUGUUGUUUAUUUACAUUCUAGUCUAGUCAAUUUUCUUCAAAACCUUUACCAGAUGUCAGAACUGGAUGCAACGCGUGUUUCCAUGUCUUAACCCGUUUCUGCAGUCAAGCAGUCAGACAGCAAAAUAGCAAAGACGGGGCUUUGCACCCGAGGCAUAUUGUCUCAGCCCGCUGACAAGAGCUAGAGUACAUAGUGGGUGACAGCAACCGUCAUCUGUGUGUUGCUUCCUGCAGGCAGAGUCCAGGCAGGGCAGUGAGAGCACAGGGGCGGAGAGUGGGCCCCCAACAGAACCCCAGGGAGAGACAUCCACCUCGGGGAGACAGGAGGAAGAAGAGAACGCCCAGGCUGAGCAGGUGAGAAACACCACCAGGGUUAUACUAGCUGGUGAUGGACUGUGAGAUCAGCCAAUUAAAAUCCAGCAGCACUUUUUCCUGCUCCUGACAUAGGCUCCAUUCAAGUCCUUUUCUGAGGCACUGUGAAAACAGACGGUUGGAAAGCGAGAGAGAGCUGGCUGGUGGAUGAGAAUACCCUGCACCACAAACCUCCCACCUACACAUAUUUUAAUAACCUAUGUCUGCCACCUACGUGGGCAGAGAAACAACUGCAUACUGAAGAUAUUUGCUAUACUGGGGGAUUAUUCAUGUAUUUGCCAUAGAAGAGGUUGGCAUGGUUGCACACGAUUGUGCCGCCUUGUCGCAGACGACGUCCCGAAGACUGUUUUCUCCAGCGACGUUGUCGUUAUUAUUCCAGAGCCAUUAAAUUAAAUAGUUAUUUAUGAGAGGUAUAGAGAGGAGCAGCGGGGGGUCCCUGGGCUCCAGAACGUGGUAUAAAAGGGAGAGCAUGGCAAUGUUGUUACCCCGUAAAUGAUCCCUCAUCUCUCAUAGUGCUUUAUGUAAUAUCGUGGCUCCGCUGUUCUCCGCUGUGCUGCAUCGGCCACUGUCACUCACUCGGUGAACAGCGCUUUUUUAAAUCACUGUGUUUAAUGGCUCGGGAGAUAAUCAUACUGUAUGAUGACGGUGCACGCAGCACUCUGCUCUCUGGCCCUACAGGUUCUUCACUGUGCACCAACUCACUGCUAGUGAGGCAUGAUGCCACUUUAUUGCAGUCCCCUAUGACAACACUCAAAAUAACUGAUGUGUUUUCUUAUAAACCGAUUACAGCUAGAAAUCGGUGUUAUAAUGUAUUAUUUAAUGGUAUAAUUAUUUAUUUGGAAAACAUGAUAGCAAUUUUGAGAUGACAGUUUCCAAGCAUGGUAAAGAUGAACGAAGGGAUUGUUUCUUCAUGCUUCAUACAUAAGGGUCUAUGUAGAUUGGGAUUAAAUCCUUCUGAACUGAACUGACCUGAGUAGGAGAGAGAAAACAUUUUACUUGCCAUCUGCUGCUGGAUGCAGUAACAAACGACCGAUAUAACCUCUGGCCGGGAGAGGGGCCGGCAGACAUUAUCCCCAUAGAAAUAAUCAUUCUGGUUCUGUGGUUAUCCCACACCUUAACUGCAUCAUGACUGUCUGCCUUGCUCUUCCUAUAUCAAACUGAACAGAGUGAUAUAGGCAAGGAUUAUAGCGCAUUGUUCACCGCUCUCUACUCUGUCCCAAUGUCUCUCUCUGCGCGCCAGCCCUCCCUGGCCUGCAGCCAUCCCCUAACUAGGAGGAGUGGGAUUCAGCUUUCUCUCUCUGUGUAAAACCUGAACUGUACCCUAUUUCUCACUGUUUAGUCGUCACCCUUAAAGCCACUUUAAACAAUCCUGUUCCCCCUUAAAGCAACCAACUGUAGUCUUUUUGGUUGCUAUGACUGUACUGUAUUUUACUGUACUGUUAUUCCCAAGACCAACUGUUAAGUAAGAUGCACAUUUUCUGAGAAGAUCAUGAAUUAAUCUCUUAAGGAUCGGACCGUUUAUUUACCCCAAUCUAACUGCCUGAAGCUCAGGACCUGAAGCAAGGACAUGCCUAUUCUUGAUACCAUUUUGAAAGGAAACACUUUGAAGUUUGUGGAAAUGUGAAAUUAAUGUAGGAGAAUAUAACACAUUAGAUCUAGUAAAAGAUAACAAGUGUUUUUGUUUGUAUUAUCUUUUAUUAUUUUUUAUCUUAAAUGCAAGAGAAAGGCCACAAUAUAUAAUUGCAGUUUAGGCGCAAUUUAGAUGUUGGCCAAUAGAUGGCAGCAGGGUGUGCAAAGUUUCAGAUUGAUCCAGUUGAAGCAUUGCAAUACUGGACUAUUUUGUAUCAAGUCUGCCCAAAUGUGCCGAAUUGGUCAAUUGAUACAUUUUCAAGUACAUAACUAUAGAGAACGUACAAAAAUGAUAUGUUAAGUUUACACACUCCCAGGAAUGUCAUACAUGAUGGAUCAUUAGCUUAUACAUUUUUUACAUUUUACAUUUUAGUUAUUUAGCAGACGCUCUUAUCCAGAGCGACAUACAGUUAGUAAGUGCAUACAUUUUCAUACUGGCCCCCCGUGGGAAACGAACCCACAACCCUGGCGUUGCAAGCUACAGGGUACUAUACACUAACCUUCACACAUCUAGAUGGCGGGGUGGGUGUGGAGCCAGAGACAGCAGGGGUUCAAACUGUAGAACCGAGUUCCUACAUUUUGAAUAUAAAAAUUGAUUUUAUCAAACAAAACUAUGCUACAUUUUAUCUCUGGGACCCUUAGGAUGACAAAUCAGAGCAAGAUUACUGAAUGUAAGUACAUUAUUUACCUUCAGAGGUGAAUGUAUCAAACCAGUUGCCGUUGUAAGUUUUUUUGUUUUUGUGCACUCUCCUCGAACAAUAGCAUGGUCUUUUUUUCACUGUAAUAGCUACUGUAAAUUGGACGAUGCAGUUAGAUUAACAAGAAUUUAAGCUUUCUGCCCAUAUAAGACAUGUCUAUGUCCUGGAAAGUUUGCUGUUACUUACAACAGUCAUGCUAAUCACAUUAGCACGUUAGCUCAACCGUCCAGUGUAUGCGACACCGAUCCCGUAGAGGUUAAACACCUUUUGCUGUGAAGUAACAUCAUGUCUCUCUGGUGGUGGGAAAAACCGAUGUGCUUCUAGAAAGAUGGCCCAAAGUAAGUGUGUGUAUGUGGUGACGUGUGUGUGUGUGUGUGUGUGUGUGUGUGUGUGUGUGUGUAUUCAUGCAGUGUAUGUAUGUGUGUUGGUCCACUGUCUGAUCCUGUAUAUGCUAUGCUGUGCUCACUGCAGGCCGAGGCGGCUCCAGCUGCCAGUGAGGAGGAGGUGAGUCCCCCAGCCCCCAGCAUCCACCAGCGCCGGGCCCAGCAGCAACAGAGAGACCAGAUAGAGGCCCCCAGCAGGCCCACAUUCCCCGCCUUCCCCCACCCUCCUCAGGACGCCAGCCACAUGGGCUCUGUGGUGCUCAUCGUGGUGCUCACCCUGCUCCUGGCUGCCCUCAUCUUCCGCAGGGUCUACCUGACCAACGAGUACAAGUUUGACUACGAGCUGUGA
This is a messenger RNA of Coregonus sp. 'balchen', 16679 nucleotides long. Lineage: Eukaryota; Metazoa; Chordata; Actinopteri; Salmoniformes; Salmonidae. The record is from the annotation of a GenBank genome assembly.